Molecule: messenger RNA, 7448 nt
Organism: Porites lobata
Lineage: Eukaryota; Metazoa; Cnidaria; Anthozoa; Scleractinia; Poritidae
Source: the annotation of a GenBank genome assembly
AUGCUAAACUACUCCUUUGUCGAUAAGAAUGAAUCAAAAUUCGACAACUUGAAAAUGGACAACAGUUCUAGCUUGGAAACUGUUGUCGUCAUAAAUUGCAUCCUCAAUGCUCCACUGAUGUUGACAUCCAUCACUGGUAAUGCUUUGGUGUUGGCCGCCAUCUUGAGAACUCCUUCGCUUCGUUCGGUACCGUCUACUGUCUUCCUAUGCAGUCUCGCUAUUAUAGAUUUUCUUGUUGGGCUUGUUGUCCAACCUGUUUACAUUGCCAGUAAACUUCACCAUUCAACUGGUGGGCCGCUUGCCAAAGUCGAAUUUUUAAAGAGUUGAAACAGGUGCCAGUUGCGCAUUUAGAACGAGCUACAAUUAAAACCUGUGAGUCACCGCUUGUUUUUGAAAGGAAACGCCGGACGCGCAUCAACAAAAGCUGGGAAAUAAUCGAAGAUGCUAAACUACUCUUUUAUCUAUAAGAACGAAUCAAAACCGGACAACAUUGGAAAUAUGAACAACAGUUCUAACUUUGAAACUAUUGUUGUCAUAAAUUGUAUUCUCAAUGCUCCACUGAUGCUAACAUCCAUCACUGGUAAUGCUUUGGUAUUGGCCACUAUAUUGAGAACUCCUUCGCUUCGUUCAGUACCAUCUACAAUUUUUCUAUGCAGUCUUGCUAUUACAGAUUUUCUUGUUGGGCUUGUUGUUCAACCUGUUUACAUUGCCAAUGAACUUCAAUAUUCAGCUGGCGGGCCUCUUUAUAAAGUCGAAAACUUUAUAUCUGUUUCACUUUGUGGUGUUUCCCUAUUAACAGUGACAGCCAUAAGCGUGGAUCGAUUUUUAGCCCUCCACUACCAUGUGACGUAUCCGAAUUUGAUGACCACAAAACUUGCAAUGAAUACUUCAGCAAGUCUCUGGUUUGUUUCCAUACUUUUUUCAUGCCUUAGGGUUUGGAUAGGAGGCUUUUUAUUCCUUGUUACACGAGUUUUUAUUGCAGUUUCUUUUGUCAUUUCGUGCGCUUCUUACAUCAAAAUUUAUAUCAUUGUUCGUCAUCAUCAGAUCCAGAUUCACGCUCAACAACAAGCUGUGAUGAACAGUUUUAAUAUUACAGAUAGUAAUAACCUGAUAAUAUCGAAGAAACGUGCUUUAAAAACUUUUAUAUACUUCAUUUGCAUGAUAUUUUGUUAUUUACCAUAUAUAUUUUAUUCAUUGCUAAGUAACACCUCAGUUAUAGCUCUUGACAGGAAUUGGUCGAACUUGGUAAAUAAUGUUGUGUUCUUGAACUCGUCCGUAAAUCCAUUUUUGUAUUGUUGGUGUAAUCAUGAAAUCCGCACGUCGGUUGUAAAGAUAAUACGAAAGAUGAUGUGUAGACAAACAGAGGAAGCUGACUAGGUUGUGGAGUUGCGUUAAGGUUCAUUGUGAAAAAUUGUGCCCCAUGUAAAGGUUUCCAAGACAGUCUUGGAUUCUGGAUUCCAAAGCCGUGGAUUCCGGAUUCCAGGCAUGGUGCGAAAAAUGAUGUGUAGACAAACGAAGGAACCUAGCGAGCUUGAGUGUUAAAAUUGUAUUUGUAAAGAGCGGAAUAUAAUUGUUGUGAAGUAUUUUGAAGGUUAUUUUAAGUUUAUUUCGUGUUUGUGCUUGACGUUUCACUCGUGAGUAGAGUCUUGUGAUGAUCAGUUUAUAGAUCAAGGUUAAUCCGUAUUUGUGUCGACAGGUUUUCAAAUUCGAUUACCUUUUAAAGACGUUUUUCAACAUGAAUGUCAUUUAUUAAAUUUGAUUGUCAGUCCUUGAAGUGGGCACGUUUUGGAACCGUCGCUGACCUUGAUUGUUACCUACAUCAGAGUUCCUGUUUUGGUUUAUGGUAGAGCUUCGUGGGUUUAGCUGUCACGCUUUCAUUGGUUUUCCUAUGGGUUUGUUUAUUCCACUUUGGUUAUCAACAGAAAAUUCGUUUAAGUCACUCGGAAAGGCGUUUGUAACUCUCAUGGUCAGCAAGCCUAAAUGUACCUACGUUUUAUAUAUAUAAGUUGCCAGUGUUUAGCACAAGAGGGAGAGUAGUUGAGAUAAGUUAAAGUUAGUUGACUAAGAGAGGUCGUUAAGUGAUGCUGUGAACAAGAUAUAAGAGCUUCUGUAAAGAUUAAAGAACAACAAGAUGUAAACUCAGAUACCUGGUACCUCUAAGCUCAGCGAGCGAGCUGCUCGUUAACCCCCUACGUAAUACAGAUCUUUACCACGCCAUGCAAACUUCCCUGAACUAGUGCCUCAAAAAGAACAAUUUUGUUUCCGCGAAGAUUUUUGUGCUGUGAUACCGCACUUUAGAUGAUUUGUCAAAACCAAAUUUCGCAGCGAGGCCUUCAAUCAGUAUAUACUUUGCGAAUAUUUUCGCCACGUCUACGCAGUCUGCAGUUCCCUGUCUGUUGAAAAUUUGAAAUACUUUAAGUAUGCCUUACUUUGCGAUAAACAGGAGCAUGGUGAUCGCGUUUUAGCUACUUUGAUUAUCCACGACUUUGGUGAUCGACUUUAACCACAAAAUGGGCGUUGAAUCCAUUUAUAUUUCAGCAAGUCUGUUUUUUUACAGUCUUGCCUUAGAAAUGACCUCAUUAUACCCGUCUGCCGAACCACUGUAUUUUUUUUGCUUCCGUGUCUUAUCCAGGGUUCAUACAGCAAAUUGCAAUCAUUUUUAAGGACUUUCCAAGGACCUCAUUUGAUUUUCCUGCACUACCUACCAGGAAUGUACAUCACAGAUUUGUACAUAUAUACAUGUUGUAGUCAAUUUUUCAUCUCAGGUAAUUUUUGUUUUUCUUUUGUUUUGGGGUAUGGUAAUGUAUGCAAAUGAAGUUGAAACAAAAGAAAAAUAAAAAUCACCUGAGAUAAAAAAUCAACUACAACAUACACAUUCUCUGUCCAAGCUAACGCUCAAGCAGAUUAAGGCCUGGGUCUAAGUCACGAAUUACAUGUAAAAAGAUAAUUAUAUAUUUUACCAUUCUGCUUCUUAAGGAAAUUGUUUCUCCUUUCUUCUUAGCAUUGAUGUUUCUUGCUGUGAAAAUUUAAGACAGCAAGGCCGUCAAGCAGGAAACUCGUCUUUUACUUCAACAUUGAGGAAUACGGAAAUAUGACCCCGCAUGAAUUUAUCGCUUCAUCAGGUUUCCAAUAAUUUCGAAAUAAUAGCAAAUACAGCAUGUGAAAAUGCCACGCAAAGUAUAGCUAAAUUAAAACAAAUGUAAAUGCUAAAUUGAACAAAUUGAACCUCUUGUGAUAGGGCUGGUUUCAUCUCUCAUCUCAGCAUGAAUUCGAAUAAAUUAAAAAUGAAUUAGUGAAUUCAGCACGAAAAGUUUUCUAGCAUUUCCCAAGUCUACUUAAUACUUAAAAAAAAAGCUUUUUUAAUGAUAAAAAUUUUUCUUUUAAUAGAUAAGGACGUGUAAAUUUAAAAUUUCAAUAUUAACCUUGAAUAAUACAAAAAAACCCGUAAGUCUCAAGCUUUCAGUUUGAGCCCCCUUCCUUUCGUGGAUAGUGUUUUUGUAUGUUACCACCUAAGAGAUAAAUGUUUCUUGAUGCACUGUGUAAGUUUCUGCAUACUAUUUUGACAUGAUCGGUAUACUGAUAACUGCGAGGCAAUUAAAACGUUGGGAGACUAAUUACAGCUCAUCUAAAUUUUACUUAUUGAAAACAGAGUUCGGAUGAAAAGGGUUUUCAAAGAGGGGGGCGUUGAGGUCUAUAAAAAACCGAAAAACCGGUCCUUGAUCUAAAAAUUACCCAAAACCGAAAGAUCACGAAAGAUUUCGAUCGAAACCCAAAUCCGAAUACAAAACCAUCAUAACCGAAGAUUUAUACCGCUCAAUUUUCAAAACCCUAGUCUAGAUCUCAAACGCUAGCGACAUGUGAAGCAUAGGGACCAAACGGUAAAAUUGAAGAACAUUUCCCCAAAAAAUCUGUUGGCCGUCUGUCGGUAGACUGUCGACCGACAGUUUACCACAGUUAUACACAGCGAAGCCUUCAAUCAGUAUACAUUGCUAUUGAUUUUUUCCUCGUCUACGCAGUCGAAAGUUCUCUAUCUGCUGAAAUUUAGAAAAUACUUUUUUUCUGGCUGAAAUUUCGAAAAGGUAAGUUUUGAUCCCUAUAAUUUUCGGAUCACUAGACUUCCCGCUAGGAAAUGCAAACAGGUGAAAAAUAUUUAGGGGAUAAAAAUAUGUUUAUAUAUACCGUUUAAAUACUAAAAUACGUUUAACAAUAAUAUGUUUAAGUGGUUUUGAACUAUAUUCUCGUUGGGUGCCCCUGACUGAGGAGUAUUUCCUUUGUAAAAUGCGUAAAAUAACUUUUCUCUACCACCCUAAUAAUUUAUCACUAUUGUUUUUUUUUAUUUGUUUUUAUUUUUUUGAAAAGCGCCUCUAAACUUAUAUCAUGCUAGCGCAUUUAUUAAAGAGAGUUGGUUAAAGCAAGAAUUGUGACGUCAUGUGGUUUGAUUAAGCCGCCAUUUACACGCAUUAUUGUCUUCACGUUCCUAUUAAGCGAACGUCUACUUUAGUUUGCAAGAUUAUUGCAUAUAGGGGCGGGAAGGGGGAUUUGAGGUUAAGAAUUUAUUUUGAAAAACAGCGUGUGCUCAGCGCCAUGGGAUGAUCUAUUUUCAUAUCACUAGCAAGUUAAAUAUUCAUUUUCGAAAUCCCUAAUUACUAUUCAUCAACGCUUAAACGAGUGCUGUUCUGCUUAUUAAACAGAGAAAGGAAAAAACUUACAAGGAAAAUUGCCCUGUGUGAUGCAAAUAUAUAUUAAGUGCUAUUAUAAGAUAACAACUGAACCAAUAAACGUCUUUCACCCGCCAUUUUUAUUACCUAACGCUGAGAUCAAUGGAAAAUUUUAAGUUACCAUAAACUGGAUAUUUUUUUGUUACUAUUCGCUCAAACUUGCUCACCAGCUCUCGUUUUAAAACGUCUACACUGUUUUGAGCUUUCCGGAACAAAUCUUAAAAUAUUUUUUUCAGGUUCUUUUUUCAACUGCUAACGGUAAAUUCAUAACUAUAACGGUCUUAAUAUUUUUUAUCGCCCUCCAUCCAAAUAUCCCGGGGGUGAUAAAGGGAGUUUUCGUUAAUGUGGAGGAGCGGAGAUCCAACCUUUGUUGAAUUGUGUUUGACAAAUCCUAUAAUUUUCACCCUUCCUCGCAGUUACAAAUUAGGGAGCUUUUAAGCUCAUGAUAUUACACGGGACAAUUAGCAAGGACGAUUUUUAGCGCAACACAGCGUUGCAAUGUUGGAACAAUGUUGUAACUAUUCGAAACAAUGUUGCUAAUUGUUUCGUAUAACAUCACCUUUAAACAAAAGAGUUUUUUAAGCGACGCACGUCAACAAGAAAGGAGGCCUUUUAGUAUGUCUUAACGCUAGCAAAUUUGUAUUUCUAUAUAAUGUCUCAUAAACAGACGAUUUGCCCGAACAUUUGAGUAAAACCACUGCCCAAAAUGCAAAAAGUCCACUUCUGGUUGACGCGCGUCCCUCAAAAACGCUUUUGCUAAAGCUUCCUAUUAUCAUUUAUCCUUACGUGUCACAAGUACAUAGACCCUUACCGUUGCAAAAUUAUAAUUUUUAAAGUAUAAUCGUAGAAUUUCGAAUUUUAGCAAAGUCUGUUGAGUACAUUUACAAAAGAGGGAGAAAGGUCGGGGGGGGAUAGGGGGACACCGGAAUCUUUGUCUUUAUAGACCCUAAAUACGCCACAUGUCCGGACUGAAAUAAUUACACUUGCCCACUUCCUGAGCGGACAAAUGUUAUUAACACCCAGUAGGUUGUUCGCGUUGGUAAAUUUCUAGAGCUUGCAGCGUUUGAUUAGUUUCCGUCUAGCUUCCGUCUAAGAAUGGCAAGGUAUGUAUGUUCGACGUAUCCAUAAAUAAUGUCAGUUUGCAAUGCUGUUAUUAAGUUCUCUUUAGGUCUAAAUGGGACUGAAAACGUUUCUAAGUUUCUGUUGCAAAAGAUCAAGCCAAUUUGGAAUCAAGUCAAAAGGUUGAAAGACCGUGCAUAUUUAAUAUAUUUACUAAACGGCAUAAUUCCAUUCGAUUUGAUCUUUGAUAUUUUCUCACAGUUUCAGUCAAAGCGUUAUGAACGAUAAUUUUCACUAGGGAACUUUUUGUUACACCCUUCUUAUUUCUUUCUUAACUUAAUAAUCAUAAAUAUUCGACUUUUGAGUGUUUUAUGAAAUAAUCUACUUAAUGAUGGCUUUCUGAAAGUUAGAGAGAUUUCAUUUGACGUCCUGUUUUCUAUCUUUAGUAUUUUCUUCAUAAAAAGGUGGUAUUUUUGACUUCAAUACCGACACUUUCUUUGCCCCCCCUCCCCCUCAGUGGACUAAAUUUUACUUAUGGAAAAGAGAGUUCAGCCUUCACGAUGAAUUCAUUAAUAAAGACUUUUUAAAGAGUCAAACAGGUGCCAGUUACACAAUUAGAACAAGGCAACGAAUUAAAAGCUGCAAAGUCACCACUUCUAAGUUUGUAAAAGAAACGCCACGAGCAACAACAAAAGCCAAAAAAAAAGAAAGAAAUCGAAGAUGCUAAACUACUCCUUUGUCGAUAAGAAUGAAUCAAAAUCCGACAACUUGAAAAUGGACAACAGUUCUAGCUUGGAAACUGUUGUCGUCAUAAAUUGCAUCCUCAAUGCUCCACUGAUGCUGAUAUCCAUCACUGGUAAUGCUUUGGUGUUAGCCGCCAUCUUGAGAACUCCUUCGCUUCGUUCAGUACCGUCUACUAUCUUCCUAUGCAGUCUCGCUAUUACAGAUUUUCUUGUUGGGCUUGUGGGUCAACCUUUUUACAUUGCCAUAAAACUUCACUAUUUAACUGGUGGGUUUAUUCGCAAAGCCACAUUCUCGAUGUCUGUUGCUCUCUGUGGUGUUUCCCUCGCAACAAUCACAGCCAUAAGCGUUGAUCGACUUUUAGCUCUUCACUAUCACAUGACGUAUCCGAAUUUAAUGACAACAAAACGAGCAUUAUAUGCCUCAGCAAGUCUCUGGUUUGUUUCCGUACUUUUACCAUGCCUAACAGUAUGGAAAUGGAGAGUUUUUAAUCUUAUUGCAGGAGUAUAUAUUGCAAUUUGUUUCGUCCUUUCAUCCGCUUCUUACUUCAAAAUUUAUUUCAUUGUUCGUCACCAUCAGAUCCAGAUUCACGCUCAUCAACAAGCUGUGGACAGUUUUAAUAUUAGUGUAAAUAUUCCAGAUAGUAAUAACAUGAUAAUAUCAAAGAAACGUGCUUUAAAGACUUUCGUAUAUUUCAUCUGCAUGACAUUUUGUUACUUACCUUUUCUGUCUUAUUCAUUGCUACGAGCCACCUUAAUUAUAGGCUAUGAGGAAAAUUGGUCCUUUGCAGAGACUGUUGUGUUCCUGAACUCGUCCGUAAAUCCAUUUUUGUACUGUUGGUGUAAUCGUGAAAUCCGAACGUCAACUGUAAAAGUAGUCCGAAAAAUGACGUGUAAACAAACGGAAGUAGCUAGCGAGCUUGAAGUUUAA